This is a messenger RNA of Anthonomus grandis grandis, 1477 nucleotides long. Its product is annotated as kxDL motif-containing protein CG10681. The record is from RefSeq and is a predicted model, not a curated record. Gene Ontology annotation, cellular component: BORC complex. Gene Ontology annotation, biological process: lysosome localization. Bases 87 to 572 code for a protein of 161 amino acids. The transcript is spliced from 3 exons. Lineage: Eukaryota; Metazoa; Arthropoda; Insecta; Coleoptera; Curculionidae.
AGUAUCUGAUCUGUCUGUCAUAACGAUUUCUAUCAGUUUGUUUGCCUACAAUUAUAUUUAAAAAUGAUCUAAUAGAAAUUUAAAAAAUGGAUGAGUUUAAGGGAACUCCUGAAAGUGAGUAUAGCAUUGAAUGUUUCCAAAACUACACAGCCCCAGAAGUGUUUAUUCAGGGCCUUGCGGGUAUUGUCAAUCAAACAGAUGUAGAGACCAUGAUAAGAGCCCAGAAGCAAAUGCUGCAGAGAUUUGAGAAGACCAAUGAAAUGCUUACAAAUUGCAAUGCUUUAAGUGCUUUGAGGCUAAAGACUGUAGGUCCCGAGUUUAAGAAGCAUGUGAAUACACUUAUGGAAAUGAAGAAAGAUCUGGACUUUAUUUUUAAGAAGAUUAGAGUUAUAAAAAACAAGUUAUGUUGUCAAUAUUCUGAGGCCUUUGCUGAAGCUGUUAGAAGCAGUUAUGCAGAAGAGUGUGAUGAGGAGACUGAACAUAAAAAUAAAGAAAAUAGGAGAAGUCUUCACAUAAAAAGUAAAAAUCUAGAAGCAGGAAGUUGUGAUCAAAACAGGAGAUUUUCAAAGUAGAUUAAAUUUGUUUUCAUGAUCUCUUUAAGAAUAAUUUUUGAAGGAAUGUGUAUAUUUUGAGGCAACUAUUAAAUAUGGGGAGGGAAGCAAAGUUCUGCAACCCUCAGUUUUAGCAUUCACAUUUAGAAGUGGACAGCGUGAAAGUAGCCAAUGUUCCAAAGAAGUCACAUUGAUAUUUUGGAAACCUAUGAACUCAUUUUUUUCAUAGGCAAGCUGUUAUGGCUUGCCUAUGAAAAAGGCAGUUAGAUACCUAUGUUCCGCUGGGUUAAGAGAUUCUUAUAAACCUCUCUUUAUAUCUCAAAAAAUCCUAACUCUUUUUUCUCUUUUUAUCUUAGAAACAGCUACUCUUAUUCAUAAAUGUCCUAAACCUCCCUCUAACACUGGUCAUAUGACUCGCCAGGUUAACGAUUUUCCCUUACCAAUCCCUACAUCCUCCCUCACCAAGAACUCACUUAUAUACCUUAGCAAAAAAAUUUACAACCAUGUUCCUCUAUGUAUCAGACAAAUUUUAGAAGUUAAGAGAUUCAAAAAGGAAUUAAAAUCACUUUUAUUAUCCAGGGCAUAUUAUAGCCUUGAUGAUUUUUUUAAUGAUACCUUUUAACCUGUGCUCUGACAUCAUUUUAGUGUUUUAGUUUUGUUUCCUGUUAAAUAAUUUAAUUUACUUCCUCUAAAUUCUGUUUUAUUGACAGCUUUACUUAUUUUUUAAUGAAAUUUAUCAAAAAGAUGCUUUUUUUUUCUCAAUCUGUUUUGUUAUGAUUAAUUUUGGUAAUGAGUGUAAAUUUUAUGGUAAAGUGUUUUAGAUGUUAUGUUUGUUUGAAAUUUGAAGUGAAUUUGAAUUUUUUUAGUUUUUAGGAUGCUUGUACACAAGAUUUUGUUGUCUUACGUAAUAUAGCACAUUUUCUUUC